AGGCAAGACGAUGCAGAACAUAGUGCAAGACAUACUCGCUUCGUCAUAUCCAAUAUUAUGAUUCCUAAAAAGUUACCUCUUUAGUUCAUCCAGACCUAUUUGCCAAACGUCCAAUCUGUUCAAUGAUUGCCUUCAAUUGUGUUCGCUCCGGGCUGUGAUUCGUUCGUAGGCGGGCCCAGAUGCGCGGAGCUCGCCGAGCACCGUUGCGUGCAUGCCCCGCGUCACCAAUCAGGGCUUUUCCCAAGGGUAAGCAUGGCUGCUGGAAUGUUUCUUAUAUCUAUGCAAAUGCACUCUUUCGGGUAGAUUUUUGAACUCGGUGAUGCGCGUCUGUUUUAUUGCGUCUGUUGAUCGAAACAUAGUCUUUGUCGAACGCUGUUAUCUUGGCUAGGCUGAAGCGACUUGUUAUCUAGGAAGGUUUCGUUCAAGAAGCUAGGAACAGCGUCAGCCCCGGGGAUUCGGUCUCUCCUGAUCUGUUAUGGCUACCACCAGUUGUACAGUCUAUAUUGGAUCUUUUGUCCAUUGUAGGAGCGUGACCGAGCUUGAGAUUGAGAAUGAUGGUGCCAUAGGGGUAGACAAGUCUGGUGUUAUCAGAUUUGUGCUGAGAGGCGCCGGGGGCAAUGCUGAGAAUAUCAAGAAGACCUUGGAGUUCAAAGAGGCUUUUGAACAUGGUCAUGUUGAAUUCGUCAUCGUGAAGAAGGGUGGAUGGUUCUUCCCAGGGUUCAUCGAUACACACAUUCACGCUUCGCAAUAUCCAAACACUGGACUUUUCGGCAAGACAACACUCUUGGAUUGGUUGAAUACGUAUACCUUCCCUCUUGAGUCAUCAUUCUCGGAUCUGGACAAGGCACGCAAGAUCUAUAGCCGGGCGGUCGCAAGGACGCUUGCGCAUGGCACUACUACAGCGUCGUACUACACGACCUUCCACGUUCCUGCUACAAAUCUCCUUGCCGACAUAUGUCUUGCGAAAGGUCAGCGUGCCUUCGUUGGCAGAGUGUGCAUGGAUCAACUCAGCCCUGAGUACUAUCGCGAUGAGAGCAUUGAGAUCGGCACCGAGAACUCACGGAAGUGUAUCGACUAUGUCAGGAGCAUAGAUCCCGCAGGCGAGAUUGUACAGCCGAUUAUCACACCUCGGUUUGCUCCUUCAUGUUCAAAAGGCUGUCUGGCCGCGCUCGGAAAGCUGCAGAAGGAGACAGAUGCAUAUUGCCAAACACACAUUUCAGAAAACAAGCCCGAGAUUGAACUUGUGCAACAACUAUUCCCGGAGUCUGGAUCCUAUGCCAAUGUCUAUGAGGAAGCCGGCCUGUUGAACGAAAAGAUGAUCUUGGCGCAUGCAGUUCAUCUCACGCCAAUGGAAAAAGAGCUUAUUGUGCGCCGUAAAGCAAAGGUCAGCCAUUGUCCCGCUAGCAACACAGCUCUCACAUCAGGCUGCUGCCCAGUCCGCGAUCUGAUCGAGCGAGGUAUUGAUGUUGGCCUCGGAACGGAUGUCAGUGGUGGAUUCAGCCCGAGCAUUCUGGAAAUGGUCCGCCAAACUGUCUGGGUGUCGAGGCAUCUCGCCAUGACGGAUGGUGAUCAAGCUAAACUCACACACGAGGAAGCACUGUACCUCGCCACACGUGGCGGCGCCAAAGUGGUCGGAAUGCAAGACAAAGUUGGAGGUUUCGAAGUCGGAAAACAUUUUGAUGCACAAAUGAUCUGGCUAGGGGAUGCUGAGGACAUUGAAGGAUGUGACGAGUUCGCUGCCAGAGAAGGGCCUGUUGAUAUCUUUGGAUGGGAGAAUGAGGAGGAUCGAAUUGCUAAGUGGGUGUACAAUGGAGACGAUAGGAAUACUCUUGCUGUCUGGGUAAAGGGACGCUUAGUGCAUAGAAGGAAAGAGUACGAUUGUUAGAUGCGCCUCCUUAAAUAGAUUCUAUAUAACAUAGACUGUACCUACUUCAUUUCGACACCAUAAUAGACGUUUUGAAACACAAUUUUAACCUUAGAUGUACG
Pseudovirgaria hyperparasitica is the source of this 1986-nucleotide messenger RNA. Its product is annotated as guanine deaminase. The record is from RefSeq and is a predicted model, not a curated record. Bases 476 to 1885 code for a protein of 469 amino acids. Gene Ontology annotation, biological process: guanine catabolic process. The transcript is spliced from 2 exons. Lineage: Eukaryota; Fungi; Ascomycota; Dothideomycetes; Acrospermales; Acrospermaceae. Gene Ontology annotation, cellular component: cytosol. Gene Ontology annotation, molecular function: zinc ion binding; guanine deaminase activity.